GCUGAUCUAUGUACAGUGUACCCUGAUUCACCGCUAUUUAUCUGAAGCCAAAGUUCGACUCACAACUGUCGCAUCUUUAUCUGUCAACGUCUACUGUUCUUUAUGACAUGGCGACUGAUCAAACGAUUCUACUCCCUCAGACCAACACACGUGAUUGAUAGCCAGAUGUGUACCUUUAUAUAGAAUCUCUUACAUACGUUUGAUGAGUGUCAUGAUAGUGACUCAGGGGACCGUCCGCAUCUACAAUUAGGGAUCUCCAUACAGUUUCCGUCAUGAUUGAAAUCAACAACAUCACAGCUUACUUCACCCUCAAUAAUACCUAUAUCGCCGUGGGAUUGCUGACGUCAUGCAUGUCUCUCUGCGGCUGCGCAUUAAUUCUCGGGACAUAUUUAUGUUUUCAAAGUUUGCGUGCUACUGGUAGAAAGAUAGUGGUAUAUAUAACUAUCUGUAACAUUGGUGCUUGUGUGGGACACAUAAUAGGUGCUGCUACUAUCAUUGGUUACGACGAGAAAACAGCAUUUGUCUCAUUUACACCAUGUGCUGUGUCAAGUGCGUUCACCAUAUGUUUCCGCCUCGCAAGUUAUCUUUGGACAUGCGCAUUAGGCCUUUUUCUCUGCCUAAGCAUGUCAUGGAAACGUAUACAGUUUGGCAAAGCUAUGAUGGGACCAUUCCACCUGGUUUGUUGGAGUAUACCAAUUGGUAUAACCAUUGCGGUACUAGUAUCUGACGUAGUUGGGUUCGACUCUCAACCCCUGACCAAUCAAAACCGCCCUCCCUGGUGCUGGAUCGACCGACAGGCGCCGAAAUACGUCACGUGGGCAUUCAUAACGGGUCCAGGAUGGCAAAUGGGUGCCAUAGUAGUGUGUGCCUUCUGCUACACAGUUCUUCAGUGGCACUCUAUCGUAAAGAAGCCGCCACUUGCUGAAGAUGUGGGCGAGUCAACGGAGAACCUGUACAGCCUCCUCACGUCUGCCAACUCCCGUCUUCGUCAAGUCCUAAUCGUCUUCAUACUCCUCCAGGUGUGGGGCACGUGGAACUUCCUGGUGUCUCUACGUAGCCCUAGUCCUGUCUGGCUCGUCAUUCUUCAGGAGAUUGGAAAUCAUAGCCAAGGACUAGCCAAUGCAAUCAUCUUCUGUAUAUAUACUGACGCCACCAGGAAGAAAUUGGCGCCGAAAUUUCGGGCUUGUUGUUGCUGCUGCUGCAGACUUUGUCCCGUCACCUGCAAGAAGGGUGCUAUGAGAAUCCCUGUAGAGAUGGCAAACCUAGGUCCCCAGGGGCCAGAGGGGGAGGGGCUGAUGAAGAACGCAGCAGAUGACGAAAUAUGAUUAGUUUCAAUUAUUUGAAUAUCAAUUUAUUUUUAUCAUAUUUAUAUAAGUUGAAAAAGCGCAUUGGUGACAUUUCCUAGCUGUUCAGAAAACAUGAUUAAUAUGUGGUAAUAUCGUAAUGUUAAAUCUGUAUUUGUUUUUAUAAGCAAUGAAAUCCGUCUAAAUCUAAAAUAAAUUGCAACAUUUUCAUACCGAA
Molecule: messenger RNA, 1521 nt
Organism: Pecten maximus
Lineage: Eukaryota; Metazoa; Mollusca; Bivalvia; Pectinida; Pectinidae
Product: G-protein coupled receptor 157-like
Exons: 5
Coding region: 273-1325 (350 amino acids)
Biological process (GO): cell surface receptor signaling pathway; adenylate cyclase-activating G protein-coupled receptor signaling pathway
Cellular component (GO): plasma membrane
Molecular function (GO): G protein-coupled receptor activity
Source: RefSeq, a predicted model, not a curated record